Haemonchus placei is the source of this 609-nucleotide messenger RNA. Lineage: Eukaryota; Metazoa; Nematoda; Chromadorea; Rhabditida; Trichostrongylidae. The record is from the annotation of a GenBank genome assembly.
AUGGAUGACAGUGAGACGUCCGUUACGGACCUCUCGGUCUCACCGGAAUCGGUGGCAAUCGCAGUGGGUGGUGGUGGUGUCGGUGGAAUGCAAAUAUGCCCAUCCAUCAUGCUUGGGAGCACUCAGGCGUUACCAGCAGCUGCAAAGCACAUUUAUAGUCGGCUUGCAGCGAAUGCUUCAGAAGUCGACGAAGGCAUGCCGAAUCUCAUAGUUAGCCUGGUGUCCAAUGGGAAUCAGCUCUCUGAAAAGUAUCUAUCACGUUUUCAAUCGGCACUGAAUGUGUUGAUUGGUGGUGGUAGCUUAUGGCUAAUCUCUUCUGGUGAACAUCAUGACCCUCUCGCUAGAACGGUCAGCAGUGCACUACGAACGGUACUGCCGCAGACAGAAUGUGAUGUGGAGGUAUUGCAUGUGAUGGUGAAUACGGCAACAGUAACUGCAAGAGAAGAGGGUCGACUUAUGGUUGACUCCUCCCUUAACACCCUUCUACUUCUAUCCAGGAACAUCGAGCCCGGUGAAGAGGCUGUUUUCCGUGCAAACGCCGUCGUGCGGCUCGCUCAUCCGCCUCCAGGUGAGUCUUCUGGUGGCACAGUAGGCACCUUUACUAUCUGA